CACGGCAGAUGCGUCGGAAGCGUCCUGUGCGCGGUGCUGUUCGUGAUCUGGGCCGGGACUUCAGCACAGCAAACAACUAUCGGUGGUACUAGCGUUCAGACCUGCACGACAGUCAACGGGUAUGCUGGCCAGUGCCUUCCACAGUCGGAAUGCGAUGAAGAAGCGCAGAUAGAUCUUCGCACCUCAGGUUCCUGUUCCAAGGGUUAUCACUGUUGUGCAACGAACACCAUUCCAGAGGCACCAACAAAACCUCCUGCCCGGAUGUUGGAGUGCGAUGAAGGAAGAGGAUACUGUGUUCUCAAGAGCGACUGUCAGGUUCGCGUUUUCCGAUUACGUAUCAACGCCUGCGCAACGUAUAAAGAGGUGUGCUGCCCGAAGGAGUCCACCACUGUUGAGCAGAUCGGAAUGACGAAUGACAUAUUGCCAGCAGCAACACCAACACCAUUCGCCACCACAGGGAAACCGUUGGAAGAAAUCCCUUCGACUUCUGAGCCCGAACUUCCAACCACGGUUAUCAGCGAUCUGGAUGAUAUCAUAGAUCAAAACGGAAACCGAACGGAAGGUCAAGAAUACGAUACUCAAUCAUUCCAAACGCCUGAUGGUGGAAUCUUGUCACCAUCGUCGCCUGUAUCGCCAACAACAAUGGACACAACACCUUCGCCGGAUGCUGGGAGUAACAAUAUGCUAGUGCUUAAACCGAGCAUAUCUAGCGCGUUGUUCAGCUACACCGAGUGUGGACAACGGACCGCCAAUGGUAUCGCUGAGCGACCGCUGAACGUACUAGACCGCACCGAGUACGGAGAGAUACCGUGGAUGGUGGCCAUUUUUGCUAUGCCUCAAAAACGCUACUGCUGCAACGGUGCCCUCAUCAGCGAACGGGCCGUUCUGACGACAGCUUACUGCAUUGUCCUCUGCGAUCGUGCGAAGGAUCAACUGCGAGUGCGACUUGGCGAGUGGGAUCUGAACGCAAGCAUCGAACCGCUGGCUCCGGUGGACUACGGAGUGCAACGGGUGCACAAACACGCCGACUUUCGAUUUAACUCGAUGAUCAACAACAUAGCGAUACUGGAGCUCACCGCCCACGUUACCUACGGUCCAACCAUUCAACCCGUGUGCUUGCCAUUGGCCGAAUAUUCUGUGCGUAAUACGGAAAACAUCCUGGUCACCGGGUGGGGCGCUACGGUGCAACCGGUGGAGGCUCAAUCGGCGGGAUCGAACAUCCUCAAGACGGUCCUAUUGCAUUCCAUCAAUCGGGCCACUUGUCAGAAGGAUCUACGAAACCGGCACCAGCCUGUAAACUACCGGCUCGACGAAAGCUUCGUGUGUGCCAGUACCCAGCUUGACGAGCGACCCUGUAGCGGUGAUGCAGGAGCACCGGCGGUGAUUGAAGUUCCCCGUUCCGACGAUCGCUACUAUAUUCACGGUUUGGUAUCGUGGGGCUACGGGUGCUACCAGAACAAUACCGUACACACCGUCCUCACCAAUGUUGCUCACUUCCGGAAUUGGAUUGAUAAAACUUUGAAAAAAAUUAAAUAACCACCUAGAUGAGCUUGACUUUCUAGUCUCAAUGUAUUCGCAACGAAUAAAAGCAAAGAA
Anopheles cruzii is the source of this 1596-nucleotide messenger RNA. RefSeq names its product phenoloxidase-activating factor 2-like. Gene Ontology annotation, molecular function: serine-type endopeptidase activity. The transcript has 2 exons. The record is from RefSeq and is a predicted model, not a curated record. Lineage: Eukaryota; Metazoa; Arthropoda; Insecta; Diptera; Culicidae. Gene Ontology annotation, biological process: proteolysis. The coding region runs from base 262 to 1536 and encodes 424 amino acids.